CUUUUAUGUGAGGGUUGCUAGUCAAAUGGUUUAAACUUAGCACUUUACUCAAAAGAGUUCUAUAGAAAAAUGAAUAUGUUUUCGAAGAUUCUAUUUUAAGUUAAAAAAAAUCCUGUCAUUUAGUCACAUAAAAUUCUUUCUGACUUUACAUAUAGUAAACCAAAUUAGUGAUAAAAAUAAGAUCUGAAGUUAAAGCUUGUAUUUGUGUCACAAGGUUGAAUGAAAGAAAAUACUUUAUCAGAGGAUGGCCACUGCACAAUUGCACAGAACCUCCAUGAGUACGUUUGUACUUCCCAGUAAGAUAUCAACUGAGCAGCAGUCUUUAGUGUUAGUGAAGAGGCUUCUAGCAGUUUCAAUAUCCUGCAUCACGUAUUUGAGAGGAAUAUUCCCAGAAUGUGCUUAUGGAACAAGAUAUCUAUAUGAUAUGUGUGUCAGAAUUCUGAGAGAACAGAAGGAUUGUCCAGGAUCUACACAGUUAUUGAAGUGGAUGUCCGGAUGCUAUGAUGCUUUAGAGAAAAAAUAUCUAAGGUUGGUUGUUCUAGCUGUAUAUAGUAAUCCAGAAGACCCUCAGACAAUUUCAGAAUGUUACCAGUUUAAAUUCAAGUACACCAGUAAUGGACCAAUCAUGGACUUCAUAAGUAAAAACCAAAGCAGUGAAUCUAGUAUGUCAUCUGCUGACACCAAGAAAGCAAGUAUUCUUCUCAUUCGCAAGAUUUAUGUUCUAAUGCAAAAUCUGGGACCUUUACCUAAUGAUGUUUGUUUGACCAUGAAACUUUUUUACUACGAUGAAGUUACACCCCCAGGUUACCAGCCUCCUGGUUUUAAGGAUGGUAAUUGUGAAGGAGUGAUAUUUGAAGGGGAGCCUAUGUACUUAAAUGUGGGAGAAAUCCCAACACCUUUUCACACCUUCAAAGUAAAAGUGACCACUGACAAAGAACGAAUAGAAAAUAUUGAUUCAUCUGUAUUAACACCAAAACAAUUAAGAACACCACUUCAAAAAAUUCUUAUGGACAAAGAUGAUUUCAAAGAUGAACAGGAGCAUUACAUAAGUAAUGAUUUUGACAUUGAAACUAAAAUGGAAGAGCAGAAAAAAAACCCUGGAUCUUCUGAACUUGGAGAACCAGGUGUAGUUUGUGAAGAAGAUGAAGCUAUGAGGUCUAAAGAAAGUCCAGAUCUUUCAAUUUCUCAUUCUCAGGUUGAGCAGUUAGUCAGUAAAACAUCUGAACUUGAUGUGUCUCAAAGCAAAACAAGAAGUGGAAAAAUCUUUCAGAAUAAAAUGGCUAAUGGAAAUCAACAAGUAAAAUCUUCUAAGGAAAAUCGGAAGAGAAGUCAGCUUGAAUCUGCGAAAACAGUCCUUCAUCACCUUGAUUCUUCUAGUCAAGAGUCAGUGCCAAAAAGAAGAAAGCUUAGUGAACCAAAGAAAAAUACAUAAAAAAAUUUAUUUCUGGGCUUCCCUGGGGGCACAGUGGUUGAGAGUCCGCCUGCCGAUGCAGGGGACACGAGUUCGUGCCCCGGUCCUGGAGGAUCCCACAUGCCGCGGAGCGGCUGGGCCCGUGAGCCAUGGCCGCUGAGCCUGCGCGUCCGGAGCCUGUGCUCCGCAACGGGAGAGGCCACGGCAGUGAGAGGCCCACGCACAGCGAAAAAAAAAAAAAAAAAAAAUUUAUUUCUGCAUGUUUGCAAAGUUCUUCACAACAUUUAAAGGACAUUAUAUUACUGUUUUAAGGUGUGUUUGCCCUACCUCUGAAAACUUGCAUGUAGUCUUAAGAAGUUAGUACACUAAAAUUAAUCCUUAGCUGACUAUCAUAUUGUGAUCCUUAAUCUUAUCUGAGACAAACUCAGGAGAACUUUUGAAUUAAAAGUACCAGUGUCAUAAUUUGUUGUGUUAAUUAUCUACUCAAUAUUGAUCUAUCUUCCAUUUUGGUGGACACUUUCUUUUAACAUAUAUUAACGUUUAAGGUCCUCUAAAGCCAUUUUUUGAAGUAAAUAAUGUUUAUUUUGGUAUUAAAUUUUGAUAGUAAUUCACUUUUUACUUGUGUUAAAACUAUACAAUUUAACUGGCUAUGUCUGUCAUGUUAUUAAAACAAUGUUCUUCAGUACUUUGAUAUAGUGUAUUAACAUGAUAAUAUAUAAUGUACAAUUAAAAAUCGGUGCUUUAACUUUUAACAUUUUUUACUACAAGAGAAAAUGAUUUUAAAGUCUGCCAUUUUUGGCAGCAUAAAUAAAAUGUUCAGCAUCUAGACUCUUUCAUGGCUUCUAAUUUUUAUUUAAAUAGCAGAAAAUUUUUAGGCACUAAUUUUGAGAUCAUUUCAGUAGAUGUUACUUUGCAAGAGUUGAGCACGCUUUCUAGAACUUUUGAGUGGUAGUGAAAGAUACUGUGCUUUUAGUGAGAAACCUGGGACCCGGUUCCAGACUUGACUGUUUUCUGUGCUCUAGAAAAGAAAAGCUUAAAACUUGGUCUGUUUGCCUCUUGCAUUUUCAGCAGCCAUAUUCUAAAAACAUAUUAUUAUCCGUGGGCUUGCCAGUAACAAGCACUAAUAGCGAAUGUUAGAAUGAAUGCUAUGGUAGAAAUGUGCCUAUUCUGUUUAAUGUAAACCAAGUAAACGUCCACAAACUGACUCAGAUCGGUUUUUUCUGGAACAGGAAAGUUAGGGAUAAGCUAACUGUCGAAAACAACCAAUUUUUAAAUGUUUAUGUAUUCUUAGCUUUAUUGGAUCCCAACCCAUCUCACCUAAUUGUAACAGUACAGUAUACACUGCUACAGUAACACACCUGCUACACUGAGGUUGACCAACAGAAACCUUUGUAGAUCGGCAGCUGGUGAUAGCUCACCGAACGCUUUGAUUGGCCGGUUUAAUGGAGGGUGGGGAGCGCAGCCCUCUUUCCUUUCUCUACCAAGGUUCCUUCAUUGGAUUGACCAGCUGUCAGGUUGAGCCCAAACCUGCCUCCUUUUGGUGGUGUUUGUCUGGAUCG
Molecule: messenger RNA, 2970 nt
Organism: Orcinus orca (killer whale)
Lineage: Eukaryota; Metazoa; Chordata; Mammalia; Artiodactyla; Delphinidae
Gene: HORMAD1
Product: HORMA domain containing 1
Exons: 14
Coding region: 245-1432 (395 amino acids)
Source: RefSeq, a predicted model, not a curated record